UGUAAUCGAUCUCCUGCAUGCUGCAAUAGUAAGCCUGUCGAUCGAGCUGUGUUUGCUCUAACCAAGCUCGAUCAGUUUGUUGUUAGUUGGUUCGUCACACCAGCACGGCACCACCCAAAGAUAGCAAAAGGAUGGCCAUGCAGUUGCCCGGCACCGCCGCCCUCCCUCCCUAUAAAUGUCCAGCUCCAGCAUUCGCCAUGGUUAGGCCAAGCCUACCUAGGCAAUCCACUUCCCUUUGACCUUUCUUAGCUUCUUCCUCCUAGCUGUGCUGCCUUUCCGAGAAUGAACUAGCUUCCUUCAUCAACCCAUCACCUCCUCGAUCCAUCGGUGUAAAGAUUUGUGCUGAUACUAGAUCGAUAUCACCCUCCCAUACUGUGCAGCCAACGCUAGCGUGCAUAUAUACCAGCAAAUUCCCCGGGAUAUAUACAUACCCAUAGAGAUGAUGGUGUUCGAGGAGGAUGCAGCCUGCAUGGGCAUCCCAGAUGGCUUCUGCAUUGAGGACAUUUCAAGUCCAAUAGCUGCUCAUAUUCUUGACUUCUGUGACGACGGCCUUGGUGAUGACCUCUUUGCUGCAGUGGCUACUACCUCUGAGACAUUUCCAGCCUCCUCAGAUGAUGUUUCAUCGUCUACCACUACCACCCCUCCUGUCUGCAGCUACAGUGAUGAAACUCCAGCUGUUGUACGCACAGCCUACUCCCCUUUGCCCUCCUUCGACUACACUCUCACGGCCCUCCUUGAGCAAGAGCAACACCAUGAUCUUGACACCGAGCUCCUACCCCCGAUCGAUGGGCUUUCAGAAGUAGCAUACUAUCCACAUGCCAUCAAUGAGGCCAGCAUAGAGCAAUUCAAUCAAAUGGAACUUCCAGGGACCAUUGCAGAACAAGUGCCCCCAAUGCAAAUGAGCAGUAGUGCACCUGCCUUGAUGCCAAUCACUUCAGACUAUGAUGAGUGCUUCACAGCCGCACUAGCUGGAGGGUUCAUAGGUUUGGAUGGAGCCAUGUUUCAGCAAGCAGAUGCAAUUCUUCCGAGCUGCAAUGCAGAGGCACCACAAAGAGGAUUUUUCAACAGUGCAAGUGAUAGUAGCAACAGUAUGGUGAUGCUUGGUGAAAUUCAGAAGAUGAUGGAAGGUGAAGGACUGACCGGAACAUAUAGCGACACAGAUUCCAUGCAAGGGGCAUUUAAUAAUGCAGAGAUGCAGGUAGGAGGAAAUAAUCAGCACCUGACAAACGGAUGCAAUGGGAACCCAGCAACAUUACCUACAACAGAGCUAUCAGGCUUGGAAGACUCCACAUUCAAGGUUGUCCGCUUGUCACCUGAAGAGAGAAAGGAAAAGAUUCAUAGGUACAUAAAGAAACGGAAUGAGAGAAAUUUCAGCAAAAAAAUAAAGUACGCUUGUAGAAAAACCUUGGCAGAUAGCAGGCCCCGCGUCCGAGGAAGGUUUGCAAAGAAUGAUGAACUCUGUGAAGCAGCACAAUCAAGCUCCCAGAUUCAUGAACAUUACGAACAAACUGACCGUAUGAAAGAAGAAGACAUGAUGGACACAACUGAUAUUCUUGCACAUCUAAGUGGGUUAAAUUCCUACAGCUACAAGUACAAAUGUACCAUCGAGUCCUGGAUAUGAUUCUCAAGUCUCAACCAUGCAAACUAAGAACCCAGUGUUUUGUUUCAAGUUGUUCAGCCACUGAGCAGUGAGCACAGUUUUUCCUUUUCGAUUAAAAUAAGCUUACAGCACUAGAAGAUCACUUGCAGGGCAAGUACUUAGUUCAAGUCAAUUAAUGUAGAAUUGAUGUAUGUGUCAAUCUGCUGUCACUUGUUUGCCAUUCUCACAAGUGAAUGUGGUAGUUAGUCUCCAGAACAGUGAUUUGUGUAUAUAACUAUGCCCUUUAUAGAAAUAAAGAAUUCCAUGGCUCUCUUGGACAUUUCUUUGUUGCAGAGUCUAGAUUUGAUCUGCUCAAAGAAUUCAUAAAUCACAAGACAGUAAGUACCAAUGAUACAUAAGAGUAAUCAAAAUAGCAUGGUGACACAACAUGGUAAACCUGAAUAUAGUGGAGUGUGUUGGAGUGUGUCACUUAGCUGCCUUCUAGCCUGUGCCUCUAUGUGCAGAAGCAUCAAGAGUUGGAACUGUGAUGGACAAUAUGAAUAGGAUUCAAAAUAAGUAACUAGCAAGCAAGCUCCCACUUCUUUUACUUCCAUUCAUGGCACUAUGUUGCUUGAUCGUAAAUGCAGUAAAAUAUGGAAAUACGCAAUUGAAGAUGUAACAGAUAUUUAGAGUAGCGCAUUAGGUUAAUUACAUUCAGCCAUACCUGAUAUCAAGACCAUACUGCUGGUCACAGAAGCUGAAGGCUCCCAAUCAGCACACA
This is a messenger RNA of Panicum hallii, 2360 nucleotides long. RefSeq lists its product as uncharacterized. Gene Ontology annotation, biological process: regulation of flower development. The record is from RefSeq and is a predicted model, not a curated record. Gene Ontology annotation, molecular function: protein binding. Bases 440 to 1621 code for a protein of 393 amino acids. Lineage: Eukaryota; Viridiplantae; Streptophyta; Magnoliopsida; Poales; Poaceae. Gene Ontology annotation, cellular component: nucleus. The transcript has 5 exons.